This is a messenger RNA of Cucumis melo (muskmelon), 2351 nucleotides long. Its product is annotated as protein REVEILLE 1-like. Lineage: Eukaryota; Viridiplantae; Streptophyta; Magnoliopsida; Cucurbitales; Cucurbitaceae. The coding region runs from base 616 to 2025 and encodes 469 amino acids. The record is from RefSeq and is a predicted model, not a curated record. Gene Ontology annotation, molecular function: DNA binding. The transcript has 6 exons.
CCAUCCUUUCUUCUUAUUCACAUAAUUCCCCUUCUUCUUCAACCUCCUCAACCUUCUCCUUCUUCCUUUUCAGUUUCGGACUCUGUUUUCUCCUCCACCCGUCUUCUUCAAUCUAUAAUAAUAUCCUUUACUUCUUCAUUCUUUUCCCCUCUGAUUUCUUCUUCCACUUCAACAUUCAUCUCAUUUCUUUUUCUUCUCUCUAUCUACCCACAACUUCUUUCAUCUUAACAAUCAACCCCUUCUUAAUUUCACUCUCUUCUUCUUCUUCCUCUUCCUAAUCUUAUAAUUACUUCUUUUUUCUUGCCUUUUUUGUACGGAUGAAACACCUUUUGAGUUUCUCUUAACCUGCCUGCCAAUCUGAUUGAUUCUCUUUGUUUUUUCCUUGGCUUCCACCCCUACAACUUGGUUUACUUCGGUGCCUACUCACUCGAUUUUAGGGUUUUUGAAUAACCAUCUUUAAACGUAGAAGUGGAACUAAAUCGGUUCGAUUUCAAGCUUUGGAAUGCAAACCCAGUUGGAAAUAUGACUAUUUAGGGUUGUUUAUUCUUUAAAGUACGGAAGAUUUCUUGGUUACUGUAAAUUGGAAGAAGAUUUGCAGUGGAAGAGGAGUUAGCCAUGGGUGCUGUGAACAUGGAAUUACAAAACACUGGGGGAGGUCUCUGUUCUGACAGCAUUAGUUCAGCUGGUUAUGAACCAACUGUAUCCCCUGAUCAACACUCAUCGCCAAAUGUUCAAUUGAAGGAAUUUUGUCCCAAGGUGAGGAAACCUUACACAAUCACAAAACAAAGAGAAAGGUGGAAAGAGGAAGAGCAUGAAAAGUUUAUAGAAGCUUUGAAGCUGUACGGUCGCGAUUGGCGACAAAUAGAAGAGCAUGUGGGCACGAAGACCGCAGUUCAGAUUCGUAGCCAUGCUCAGAAGUUCUUCUCCAAGGUCACACGUAAUUCAAAUGGGUGUAGCACAACUUCAGUAGGAUGCAUCGAGAUUCCUCCUCCACGUCCUAAACGAAAGCCAGCUCAUCCAUAUCCCCGAAAAGAAGUACCUCAAUCUCGUAAGGCAUCUCCCAUAUCAGAACAGACAAGGUCUUUGUCUCCACAACUUUCAGAAAAAGAAUGCCCGUCUCCAACAUCAAUAGUUGUAGCAGGGAAUGGUUCAGAUACACUAAUGUUCACUGAUUCAAGGAUCCAUCACGACAGUGGAUCUCCUGAUUCGUCUAUUCCAUCCACGGAACCAAACUCAUCUUCAUUGGACAACGAGUCUCUAACAGCAGCCCUAGGGACGGAAAAUUCAAUCCCUCAUGAUAACAUUCCAACGAACCUGGAGUUAUUUACAAAGGAUGAUGUGAUUGAAAAAGAUGACUCUACAAAAGAAGUAUCAAUCCAGAGUCUGAAGCUCUUUGGAAGAACUGUAUUAAUAACAGAUCCCCACAAACAAAGUCCGAUUUUAGAGAACAGCAUGCCUGAGGCUGACCGUAAACCAGGGGACAACCAAAAGCAAGUAUCACCAUGGAACUCCAUAGUGAUGGACUCUUCUACAGGAAAUACAGAUUGCACUUGGAAUCAUGGAGCUUUCUAUUUCAUACAACUCAAUAACGGAGACUCAAAGCAAGGCCCCGGUUCUGCAGUUCCAGUAUCGUGGUGGAGCUCCUAUGGCAGUUAUCCAUUUUCUUUUGUGCACUGUUUCAAACAAGCAGAUUCAAAUGCAAAUCAAGUCGAUGAUAAGGAAACUCACAAGGAUCAAUCAUGGUGCGGGUCUAACACUGGAUCAGUAAACAGUGGGGAAAACGGUGAUAAAGCUAGCGAAAAUGACAUCCAAAGCUGCAGAUUAUUUCACAACAAUAGAGAUGGAGAUUCAGUUUCUAAAGAGGAGUUGAUUGGAAAAGCAUUGUCUUUUGAAUUAAUAAGUAGCCAUGAAAAGAAUACCAAAGGGUUUGUUCCUUACAAAAGAUGCAUGGCAGAGGGAGCUACAAAAUCCCAUACAAUCACAGAAGCAGAGAGGGAGGAGAAGAGGAUUAGGCUUUGCUUAUAGAAUGAAAUUAAAUUGUGUACAGGGCAUUAUGGAGCACACAAGAGGCUUAAGUGAUAUAAUCUCAGGUUUAUAAAAAGAUGGUACAAAUCUGAUCAAAAUCACAACAUCACUGGCCUUGGCUUCUUUAAAGUUUUGCCUUAUUUAGUAUUAUUAUAUUUUUUAACAAUGUCCUUUUUCAUAAGUUUUCCUUUGUUCAUUAUAUAUAAUUAUGUUCUUUCUUGCUCAUCUAAAUAAUUUUAUCACUUUGUAACUGUAAAUUCUCACUUCUUUGGUGGAAUCUCAAAGAUUCGACUUUCUUUUAAAGAGAUUAAAACUUCAUUUUGUUC